Messenger RNA from Archocentrus centrarchus (flier cichlid), 1600 nucleotides. Its product is annotated as doublesex- and mab-3-related transcription factor C2-like. NCBI's taxonomy places the organism in Eukaryota, Metazoa, Chordata, Actinopteri, Cichliformes, Cichlidae. Gene Ontology annotation, biological process: sex differentiation; regulation of transcription by RNA polymerase II. Gene Ontology annotation, cellular component: nucleus. The record is from RefSeq and is a predicted model, not a curated record. The transcript has 3 exons. Gene Ontology annotation, molecular function: DNA-binding transcription factor activity, RNA polymerase II-specific; RNA polymerase II cis-regulatory region sequence-specific DNA binding. Bases 168 to 929 code for a protein of 253 amino acids.
ACAAAGACGGUGACAGGUUUCCCAGGCUUGAAAAUGAUACUUUUUUUUUCUCGUUUUUUUUUUUUUUUAAACAUAGUUCGGCUUGGGUCAAGUGAGUGGGGUCAUUCGGUUGAUAUAUAUGCGGACACCAAGUAGAGCUUCAGUGAAGCAGCUGCCCGGUAAACUAAAUGUCUUUGCCGAACAGCUUCGACAAUUCAGGGAGGCCCAAAUGCGCCCGCUGCCGCCACCACGGUAUCGUUACUCUGAAGAAGGGCCACACAAAAAUCUGCCCUUAUAUCAAGUGCGAGUGCUCCAAGUGUUCCCUGAUAACGCAGAGGACGAAGAUCGCCGCUCUCCAGAGGGAAAUGCGAAAGACCAAGAAAGAGCAGCAACCCGGAGCCGGCAGUGGGGACGGCCGAGCUCCAUCUACAUCUGCACCGAUGGGCCCUCAAUCCGGAUGGGCCCCGGAGAAGGGCACACCCGCCGACCCCUGGGGAAGGCCUGAGUCGGGAGGACAACCCGUGUCGGGUUCGAGCAGGAGGGAUGAGCUGCCGUCGACUAGCGGGAAACGUCUUCCUCUCAAUACACCUGGUUUCGAUGAACACGGGCAGGUGGGACCUCUGCCUUUUAUUCCCUUUCCAUUUAGGAUGCCAAGUUGUUACCCCAGCAGCUAUUCAUCUCCACCUCCACACUUAAUGCCCAACAUGCAGUGGGUGCCCCCCGUAGCUGUUGGGUUUGGACCCCUGAUGUUCCCGCACCCCCACCAGGGUGCUGUGAACUACCCUCUACCCCCAAAUCCUAGACCGCCAGCUGGUUGCAGGCAGGUCUUCAUGCGCCACCCACAACCUGUCUCACAGACUUUUAAGGAUGAGCAGCGCCCUCCACCUCCUGUGCCCAAGACCCCUGAGCAAGACGCUGCAGAGCAAGUUAACAGGGGGAAUGAAUCAUAAACACCCCCCUAUAUAUUUCCUGUUAUGCUGUUAUUUUUUGUUCAUUUUUUGAUAAAGUUUAGAGCCUUGAAGUGUUUAAAAAUGAAAGGGAAGACCUCUGUUCUAUUUUCAGAAUUACAUUAAAGUUUUUAUUACGAUUUUAUAUUUAGGUUCAGUGAGUUUACAGAGAAGGUUUGCUCAGGUUUUAUUGUUCGGUGUCUGUAAACGUGUGUGUAGCUGGUUGUGUUGACAAAUACGAUGCCUCACAGCAUUUCCUCUUUAGUUUGUUUUAUAAGUGAACCAAAUGGUUUCAGUUAUUUUUCUUAAGACCUUGAAUUGGUUUCUGAAAUCUGUAAAUUGUCCACACGGAGGCGCAGGCACGCUUUAAGUCGGCCACACACCCCCCAAAACGUUCACGGGCAGAGAAAAGGUUUAAAAAUAUUGCUUUAAUUUUUAUUUGCUUCUGCAAUUUGCAAAAGCACAAAAUGUUCAUAUGUGAGUUAUUAAAACCAAAUGUAAUUUUAAUCUAUGGGUCAGUUUGUCGAGAUCUAGAAACACUUACUGCUGCAUUUAUUCUAAAACUGAAGAUAUUUACUGCAGUUCUCAUUGUUCGUAUUGGACUCUUUGGUGGGCCGGUUCUGGCCCCAGAGUCCCAUGUUUGAUACUUGCUGUAAACUUUGCAUAUAUUAAAA